Jaculus jaculus (lesser Egyptian jerboa) is the source of this 4141-nucleotide messenger RNA. It is a transcript of the gene Igdcc3, whose product is annotated as immunoglobulin superfamily DCC subclass member 3. The record is from RefSeq and is a predicted model, not a curated record. Gene Ontology annotation, molecular function: protein binding. Lineage: Eukaryota; Metazoa; Chordata; Mammalia; Rodentia; Dipodidae. Gene Ontology annotation, cellular component: plasma membrane; axon. The coding region runs from base 1 to 2382 and encodes 793 amino acids. The transcript has 14 exons. Gene Ontology annotation, biological process: cell-cell adhesion; axon guidance.
AUGACGGGCAGCUGCCAUGCCCACCCGGCAUUCACAUGGGUGCUGGGGAUCCACAUUCCUGGUCUGGGCCACUCUGCCGAACUGGCAUUUGCUGUGGAACCGAAUGAUGACAUUGCAGUCUCCGGGCAGCCCAUAGUGCUCGGCUGCAAAGCGGAGGGGACCUCUCCAGUAAGAGUCACCUGGAGGAAGAAUGGAGUGGAGCUGCCAGAGGGUGCCCACUCCACCAUCUUGGCCAACGGGUCCUUGCUGAUCCCUCACUUCCGGCUGGAGCAGGGAGACACCCCUUCUGAUGAGGGUGACUACGAGUGUGUGGUUCAGAACCGCUUUGGGCUGCUGGUCAGCCGGAAGGCUCGCAUCCAGGCUGCAACCAUGUCUGACUUCCACGUGCACCCCCAGGCCACUGUGGGUGAGGAGGGCAGUGUGGCCCGCUUCCAGUGCCAAAUCCACGGGCUUCCCAAGCCCCUGAUCACGUGGGAGAAGAACAGAGUCCCCAUUGACACGGACAAUAAGAGGUACACGUUCCUGCCCAAGGGAGUCCUGCAGAUCACCGGACUGCGGCAAGAGGACGGUGGCACCUUCCACUGUGUGGCCUCGAACAUUGCCAGUGUCCGAGUCAGCCGCGGGGCCAGGCUUACUGUGUCACGCUCAGGCUCUGGGGCCUACAAGGAGCCGACCAUCCUUGUGGGGCCUGAGAACCUCACCCUGACCGUGCACCAGACCGCGGUGCUGGAGUGUGUCGCCACGGGCAACCCGCGCCCCAUUGUGUCCUGGAGCCGCCUGGAUGGCCGCCCCAUCGGGGUGGAAGGCAUCCAGGUGCUGGGUACAGGCAACCUUAUCAUCUCAGAUGUGACUGUCCAGCACUCAGGCAUCUACGUCUGUGCAGCCAACAGGCCUGGUACCCGGGUGAGGAGGACGGCCCAGGGCCGGCUGGUGGUGCAAGCCCCGGCGGAGUUCGUCCAGCACCCGCAGUCCAUCUCCAGGCCGGCUGGGACCACAGCCAUGUUCACCUGCCAAGCCCAGGGUGAGCCGCCUCCUCAUGUCACGUGGCUGAAGAAUGGACAGGUGCUGGGGCCAGGAGGCCACGUCAGGCUCAAGAACAACAACAGCACACUGACCAUCUCCGGAGUUGGUCCUGAAGAUGAGGCCAUCUACCAGUGUGUGGCUGAGAACAGCGCUGGCUCGUCGCAAGCCAGUGCCAGGCUGACUGUACUGUGGGCAGAAGGCUUGCCCGGACCCCCUCGGAAUGUACGGGCCGUCUCUGUGUCACCCACGGAGGUCCAGGUGUCCUGGAGUGAGCCCCUGGCCCACACUAAGGAGAUCAUUGGCUAUGUGCUACAUAUCAGGAAGGCUGCUGACUCCCCCAAGCUUGAAUAUCAGGAAGCCGUCAGCAAGAGUACCUUACAGCACUUGGUAAAAGACCUGGAGCCCUCCACAGCCUACAGCUUCUAUAUCAAGGCCUACACCCCAAGGGGGGCUAGCCUAGCCUCAGUCCCCACCCUGGCCAGCACCCUGGGUGAAGCCCCCGCCGCACCCCCGCUGUCGGUGCGAGUGCUGGGCAGCUCUUCCUUGCAGCUUCUGUGGAAGCCCUGGCCCCGGCUGGUCCAGCACCACGGGGGCUUUAAGCUUUAUUACCGCCCAGCCAGCGCUGUCUCCUUCACCGGCCCCAUCUUGCUGCCCGGGACUGUCUCCUCCUACAACCUCAGCCAGCUGGACCCCAGUGCUGUGUACGAGGUGAAACUUCUCGCCUACAACCAGCACGGGGAUGGCAACGCCACGGUCCGCUUCGUGUCCUUGAGGGGAGCCUCUGAGAGGACAGCCCUGAGCCCCCCAUGUGAUUGCCGGAAGGAAGAAGCCAUCAACCAAACGUCCACCACAGGCAUCGUGAUUGGCGUCCACAUCGGGGUCACCUGCAUCAUCUUCUGUGUCCUCUUUCUCCUGUUUGGCCAAAGGGGCAGGGUCCUCUUGUGUAAGGAUGUGGAAAACCAGCUCUCCCCUCCUCAGGGUCCCCGGAGCCAGAGGGACCCUGGCGUCCUGGGCCUGAAUGGGGUGGGCCGGGGAGACCGGGACCAGCGAGGCCGAGAUGAAAAGUGUGUGGACGUCAAGGAACUGGAGCAGCUAUUCCCCUCCCCUGGGGUGGCAGGGCUGCCGGGCACCAGACCCACCGAUGCCACUGGCCCUAACCUGUGUGAGGAGACCCAGCUCUCCAUGGCACCACUUCAAGGCUUCAGCAUUGUGGAGGGGAGGAUGACAGAAUCCAAAACCUCCUGUGCAGACGCCCUGGCUGGCCCACCAUCCCAUGACGUAGGACUCGGCCUCCUCCUGGAAGGACAGACGGCCCAGCCUGCGGCCCAGGCUUCUCAGCCAGCUUGCUCCAGACAGUAGACAGUUUCCAACGGGCAGUUCCUCAUUCUCAGGUCAAAAGAAAGAUUUCUCCCAUGCUGCGGGAUUUGGAUGGUCCUGGGGGCUAACGAAUGCUUGACUGAAAAACAGGGUUGUCCAGACCCUCAGAGCCAGCAGGUCCCCACAGGAAGGAGCCUCUCCCCCCACCCCUGCCCUGGCUACCACUGUCCCAUCGCCACUGCCUGCUGCUGCCCACGUGACUGGGAAAUGAACUGAAUUUUUCCCUUGGAACUCAAAACUUACAAAUCAAAAGGAAAGAAAGAAGAUUGAGAGGAAGGUGAAUCAGACUCCAAAAAUAUGUCCCUGUGGUGGCUGGACCCUUGAUAUUGUCACCCUGCCCUGACCCUGCUUUCUCAGGAUGGAUUUUUUGCUGUGUUGGCUCUCAGCACCUACCUCAGCCGGAAUGAAUGUCCUUAGGGGUAAUGGGGUGGUAGCCUCAGCACCCCCCCUUUACUCCACAGAGCCCGAAUGCACUCCUACCUCAAGACCCUUUAUGAACCCCACAUAAUUGCCCAGAGUUUAAAAAAAAAGUAAAGUUUUUUUUUUGUUUUUUUUUUUAAGCACUUACCCAUUUCCAAGUGUGAAGAAACCCAUCUACCUCAAGCCUCAAGGCCCACUGUGUGGGCCUGUGUCGUCACUGGACUCUCCUUCAAACCCUCCUCCUUCCCUGGCCUGCCUCACCCCUAGAGAGCAGACUGAUGUUAAGUGACCAAGGGGCCCUACAGAGAUAGAGAUGAAAUUGGUCAGAGCGAAAAUGUGAAACAAGCCAAAAACCAGAGGAAAAGUUGUUCCUUGAAGUAUAUAUAAAUUGUCCCAAACUUAUUCCCCUCCCCAUAUGCCAACUGCAUUCCACCUCCUGUGUCUGUCCACCCCUGUUCUGACCCUCUUGGAUAACCCACUGGACACUGGGAUCCCUGCCUGGACCCGGGGGGGGGGGGAUGUCAUACCAAGGCCUGCCCCCCCCCACCCCACUCAGACACAGGGCUUGGAGCGGGUCUUUCAGAAUGUAUUGCGUGUGAUGUGUGUGUGUGUGUGUGUGUGUGCGCGCGUGCGUGUGCAUGCGUGGCGUGUGGAAGUGGGUACACCCCUGGCAGAGGCAGCCCCAGCCCUGUGUGUGUUGGGAGCCAGGUAACCUGACUCAGCCGCUGGACAGUGGAAUGACUGUGUUCUGUCAGCGGAGGUGGUCAGGACUUAUUUUUAUACGAGGUGUGUUUACUUUUUGUUUCUCUUUUCUGUUCUAUUGUUCGUUGAACUACUUAGCUUAAAAAAGAAGAAGAAGAAAGUAAAAAAAUAAAUAAAUAAAUAAAAUACCAAGGAGACAAAUACCUAUUUUUGGUUACACUCAGAAACAUUUUUUUAAAAUAGCAGAAGGAAAACUUUUUUUUUAAAUAAAUAAAUAAGUAAAUAAAGAUAAUUGCAUUCCUUAAGAAUGAGAUUAGAAUAUAAGGUCCCCUGACCCCAGACCUUCUAGGGACGGCCCACCCUGAACUUUAGUGAAUUAGCCGAAGAAGAUAGAAUUUGUGGUGUUUUAGAGAACUAGAGUCAUGUCUGCGUAGACUGGGGAAUGGCGGGCUGUCCCUUGUCCCAAGUAGCGGGUGGGUACCAGGCUCCCCUCCACUCGGAGGCAGUGCGCUGUGGAUUCUCUCGGGAGCUCCCCUCUCCCUGGGGAAGCCUGGGGGCCUCCUGGGUUUGUCAUACUCUGUUCAUUUUGACUGAAUAAAAGUCCUGUUGCCAAAGUGAA